AUGACCUUCUCCGAGUUGAGGGAAUCCAAAAUGGGAUACAUUAAUUCCCUGCGCUCAUAUGACAGUUCGAAACGAUCUGUCGCCAGGUCGUUAUCCCACGAGAGCGAACGAACAAAAACUAUCAAUGAACACUCUUCUUUGUGUUCUCAAAAUUCUAUCUUUUCCAGAAGUCCAUCUUUCCUUGGCGAAAACGGAAGUGUUGAGCAAACUGACCAGGCGCGGUUAGAAAGCGACACCACUGACGUCGAGACUAUUGGCGUUAUUUCUGUCAACGGCAGCGUUAUACAUUACUCUUUAAACUCUUCUGCUGGAAAUACUCGGCAGCAAGAGAGUUCAGCACCGCAAAUUUUCACCCCCAGUGUUAUUGGCGAUAAUGGCAGGUUGACUUUAAGAUUAUUGAACGUAUAUUUAGCUCUGUUUAUUACGGACGCUAGCUUCACGCAGGGUUUUGAAGAACCCGAAAGCGUCAAUCAUUGGUCCCGCUAUAAUCUCUCACCUCGAGUUUUGAUAAGUGCUAUUCCUGAGUCUGUGAAGUCGCUGGUGGACGUUAUUGGAUUUGUGGACCAAAUCAUACAAACAAUUUCGAGCUUCUUGUCCAGUAACAAUUUUCAAGAGAAAUGCCAUAGCGAUGCCUGGGGUGUUGACGAGCUUGCCACAUUUGAGCGUCAGAUUACUUCGAUUUUGAAAUGUCUCAUUUUGGAAUACGCGCCACAAGCCAAACUGUCACCCAUCUGUCCUCAAUUCGAAAAGGCUGUAACGCUUCUAAGAGAUCUGGAAGCUGCAACUGGUUAUCGGAAGCAAACUCGACAUUCGGCUGCUCAUUUGGCUGACGAAGAAGAAGACUGGGUCUUGCAGAAAUUGCAGAACUUAAAGUGCGUGCCAGCCACUAUUAUCGACUCUUUGAAUUUUGACGUGGGUAUGCCAACAAAUGCGACACCAUAUGCUAAAAGCCGGAAAGGCGAAAUAGAGCUGCUGGAGACUUUCACGGCGCUGUAUGCUAUUUUGUUGAUGGAGAUCAAAAAACUAUUCCAGUCUGUGAUUUCCAUAUCUCGAGCAACAGGUAUUCUUUGGAAUUUAGAGGGCUCGUUGUUAGUUGGGUGCCUCGAAGGGUUUUUGCGCAAUUCCUUCGUCAGCAAUACCUCCGAAUUGCUUGUUGAUCUUGACAAACUGGUGUUGAUAUGGGUACAACAUCACGAUGUAUUAAGAGAUCAAACGAAAGGAUGGGCUUCUCGUUUUAUAGCGGAUUGGAAUUCGGAUGGGAAUGAGCCUGAAUUCGGUACGGUGAAUGGAAGCACAAUUAACAGCUGCGAAGCCACGAGUCCCGAGUUUGAUCUGGUGCGACUUUUUAUCAACGAAGUGGUUGAUAUUUGUGCCUUUGGCACAGAUCGCAGGUCCGAGGCUCUGGAGUCUAUGACAGUGCGAGAGAAAAUGCCAACUAGUGGGCUAGGAUGGCUGACCAUAUUCCAGGAGGACAGUCAACACAAUGAAGACGGGCAACCCACGGCCAACACCCGUGAAAUCAAUUCGUCUGCUGGCACUGACACAGGCACGGAUGGUGGAUUUCGACAGCUUCAAGCGCUGUACGGCGCGGAAAUCUCCAUGCUGGAGGACGAGACCACAAUGAACUUGGUAGAGGAGUCCGAGCAUUUCUGGUCUCGUCAUCGUGCAAACCAUCACGAGCCGCGCCACUUUCGCAGCUGGAUCAAAAAGGGCCUGCGCUCAACUGACGUUGGCCACAGACACCGCUUAGUGGACGGGUGUCACCGGGCCAAGGAAAAGCUGAAGAACCUGGCACACAAGUUUUCGCAUAAGGAGAAGAGAGGCCCCAGGGUGGUCAAAACGUGGCACAAAUGUCCGUCGUCUUCUUCUUCAGCAGCGAUUCCAGCACAGAGCGGCCCAAACGGCCCAAACGGCCCAAACGGCCCAAACGGCCCAAACGGCCCAAACGGUCCAAACGGCCGACCAGCUCUUGCUCUGACUGGCCUCGAUGGUCCCGGAUACCGUUUCGAGGAAGCCUUUGACCGCACCACAUAUGGCGAAACGUUCCACGAGCAGCAGCCCCCACGUCGUUACGAGAACCUGAGACGUAAGAAGGACCGGUUCAUGUUUUUAUUUUUCGGCGACGAGAAAUGA
Molecule: messenger RNA, 2133 nt
Organism: Lachancea meyersii CBS 8951
Lineage: Eukaryota; Fungi; Ascomycota; Saccharomycetes; Saccharomycetales; Saccharomycetaceae
Source: the annotation of a GenBank genome assembly